Molecule: messenger RNA, 557 nt
Organism: Otolemur garnettii (small-eared galago)
Lineage: Eukaryota; Metazoa; Chordata; Mammalia; Primates; Galagidae
Gene: S100A9
Product: S100 calcium binding protein A9
Exons: 3
Coding region: 34-441 (135 amino acids)
Biological process (GO): neutrophil aggregation; autocrine signaling; neutrophil chemotaxis
Cellular component (GO): extracellular exosome; nucleus; cytoplasm
Molecular function (GO): calcium ion binding
Source: RefSeq, a predicted model, not a curated record
GCGAUUCUCAGCUUUGGCAGACAGACCAGGAGGAUGGCGACCGAGUUAUCGCAGCUGGAACGCAGCAUUGAAACCAUCAUCAACACCUUCCACCAUUACUCCGUGAGGCAGGAGCCCCCAGACUCCCUGAACCAGAAGGAGUUCAAACAGUUGGUGAAGAAGGAGCUGCUGAACUUCCUCAAGAAGGAGAAAAAAAAUGACAAAGUCAUAAACCACAUCAUGGAGGACCUGGACACAAACGAAGACAAGCAGCUGUCCUUUGAGGAGUUCAUUGUCCUGAUGGCGCGACUGACCGAGGCCUCCCAUGAGGAGAUGCAUAAGAAUGCCCCCGAUGAUCCAGGCCACCACCACGGGCCAGGCCUUGGUGGUUCCUGUGGCCCCAGACCAGGCUCCGGAGAGGGUGGCCACGGCCAUGGUCAUGGUCACGGCCACAGCCACUAAUGAGGAGGCCAGGCCACCCUGUGCCUGCCAGGCCAGAGCCCUGGGCUGGCAUGUCAAACUGCCUUGGCUAUGGAGCUGGGGCUGGGGCUGGGAAAAUAAAGUCCUCCUCCUUGCCA